AUGGGUGUCUGUGCCUCUUGCCUCGGCGGCAAUCGCCACGAGUCUCCUGAGGUAAGUCUAGAGACUGCUUCUAUCAUGUUUAUACAUUACCUCGGCUUAAUGCGCCAUGCAUGGGGUGAUCGACGACAACCAUUUUCUAACAUUCUCGCCCUGAAGCCCGAGUCCUCUCGUCUGCUCGAAGAAGAUCCAUAUCAAGCGGGGUAUAGUUAUGGAGCGCUCAAUCAUGCCCAGCAGGCUAGUCAGCCGGAUCCGGAAUACGUGAGGCGUGAAAGGGAGGCUUUGGAAUCCAUUUGUCAACGCACGUCAGACUCUGUCAUCGAUAUCUGGUCCAUCCAACCGCAACCACACCUACAACCCCAUGCGACCCUCCAUACACCUAUAUCUGCAUCACCCGCCCCAUCACAACGGACAGAUGGAACAACACCCGUCACAUCUACCCACCGCACAUCGCCGCCAAGCAGACCCACCUCGGGCGCAGAAGGCGCAGUCCCGAAACACUGGGGCGAAGUUGUUGUCAACCCAAACAAGAAGCGCUCCCGUCCUGAUAUGAACACCGAUCUCAAAGUCAACCAUGAUGUCUUUGGCGUGUUGAAUAUCAAAUAG
Messenger RNA from Penicillium salamii, 603 nucleotides. The record is from the annotation of a GenBank genome assembly. Lineage: Eukaryota; Fungi; Ascomycota; Eurotiomycetes; Eurotiales; Aspergillaceae.